Molecule: messenger RNA, 587 nt
Organism: Rosa chinensis
Lineage: Eukaryota; Viridiplantae; Streptophyta; Magnoliopsida; Rosales; Rosaceae
Product: histone H4
Exons: 1
Coding region: 100-411 (103 amino acids)
Biological process (GO): nucleosome assembly
Cellular component (GO): nucleosome
Molecular function (GO): protein heterodimerization activity; DNA binding; structural constituent of chromatin
Source: RefSeq, a predicted model, not a curated record
AAAGCCCACUCUCCCUCCCUCUCCUUCACAACAAAAUCAUCCCAACUCUAACAUCUAAACCAAAAUCAGAUUUUCUCUCCUUCAAAUUUUCCGGUGAAAAUGUCAGGCCGCGGCAAGGGAGGCAAGGGUUUGGGCAAAGGAGGAGCCAAGCGUCACAGGAAGGUUCUGAGGGAUAACAUCCAGGGCAUCACCAAGCCCGCCAUUCGCCGUUUGGCUCGCAGAGGCGGCGUCAAGCGUAUCUCCGGUCUCAUCUACGAAGAGACCCGAGGUGUCCUCAAGAUCUUCCUCGAGAACGUCAUCCGUGACGCCGUUACCUACACCGAGCACGCCCGGAGGAAGACCGUCACCGCCAUGGAUGUCGUCUAUGCUCUCAAGAGGCAAGGAAGGACCCUCUACGGGUUUGGGGGUUAAUUUGGGGAUUUUACUUGGUGGGUUUAGUUUAGGACUGGUUCUAGGUAUUUUAUGUUUAGAUCUGGGUGGAAUGAGUAUUGGGUUGUUGAAUUUGCUGUUCAUGUAAUUUGCAACCGUAUUUUGAAGUAAUGGAAGUUUAAUUUCUGUAUAAAACUUGCGUUUGGCUAGUUAUUUUU